Terrapene triunguis (Three-toed box turtle) is the source of this 854-nucleotide messenger RNA. RefSeq names its product retinol dehydrogenase 7-like. NCBI's taxonomy places the organism in Eukaryota, Metazoa, Chordata, Testudines, Emydidae. The transcript is spliced from 4 exons. The coding region runs from base 1 to 837 and encodes 278 amino acids. The record is from RefSeq and is a predicted model, not a curated record.
AUGAUCCUAGAUGAGAUCCUAAAUGUGCCUUAUGUAAUGUGGCUAUUUGAACAGCUGGCUCUUCCCCAAAUAUAUUAUACUACAUCAUAUAAAGGGCCAGAUUCUGCUGUCAGCAACACCAUUGUAACCAAACUCCUCAUUUACUCCAGUGUCAAUGAGAACAGCCUCUUUGGUUUGGUAAAUAAUGCUGGAAGAGCAACGCCGAUGGCACCCACCGACUGGAUGCAGAUAGAUGAUUUCAACACAAUUCUGGAUGUUAAUCUGAUGGGGUUGAUUGAAAUCACCCUGAAGCUUCUCCCGCUUUUGAAAAAGGCUAAAGGAAGAGUAGUCAACGUUGCCAGUGUUAUGGGUCGUUUGGCAUUUUUAGGUGGUGGCUACUGUUUGUCAAAGUGGGGCGUGGAAGCUUUCUCAGACAUCUUACGGAGAGACAUGCAGCAUUUUGGAGUGAAGGUGAGCAUAAUUGAGCCGGGAUGUUUUAAGACUGGAGUAACUAGUUCAGAGGUCAUUGAGAGAGACCUGCUAAGACUUUGGAACCAACUAACUCCUGAGGUCAGAGAAUCCUAUGGAGAUAAAUACUUUGUUGAGUAUAUAAGAGCUCAAAGAUUUUCAAUGAAAAGAUUGUGCGACUCUGACAUUUCUAAAGUCACAAAAUGCAUGGAGCACGCCUUGAUAGCAAAAUACCCCAGGACACGCUAUGGAUCUGGAUGGGAUGCAAAGUUCUUUUGGCUGCCCCUCUCCUAUGCACCAACCCUUCUAUCUGAUAUGAUGUUGCGUAUGCUGCUUCCAACUCCAGCAGCCAGUAGGAAAUCAGUAUCCAGAGUUCCACUUGAUGUUUAAUAUUUAGUACACUAGGG